Molecule: messenger RNA, 3194 nt
Organism: Xenia sp. Carnegie-2017
Lineage: Eukaryota; Metazoa; Cnidaria; Anthozoa; Malacalcyonacea; Xeniidae
Product: transient receptor potential cation channel subfamily A member 1-like
Exons: 14
Coding region: 1-2907 (968 amino acids)
Biological process (GO): monoatomic ion transport; transmembrane transport
Cellular component (GO): membrane
Molecular function (GO): protein binding; monoatomic ion channel activity
Source: RefSeq, a predicted model, not a curated record
AUGACAUUUGUAAUUGUGAGUGACGUUGACGAAAACGGGAGUAAGGUGGAAAAUAGUUUAGCUGAUCAAAUGAAACUGGCGGCAAUUUAUGACGACCAAAGAAUGAUCAAUAAUAUUUUGAGAGAGAAAAGAAGUGACCGUGAAAUUCAAAGAUUACUCUCGAAAACUGAUGAAAGAGGACAACCAUGUAUAUUUUACGCUUUGGAGUCGCGUAGUCUUAAUUCUCUUACUUCCUUGUUAAAUCACGUAAAAGACACCAAGUGUGUGAUAGCUAAGAACGGAGAGAGUGUACUUCAUGUAGCCACGAGAAUGGGUGACGUAGAUUUUCUUCGUAACUUGUUGCAACACGACUUCAUUGUUGAUCUUGUAAACCAUGUUGAAGGCGUGAGUAGACGAUCGCCACUUCAUUUUGCCGCAACGUUCAACCAUGUUGAGAUCGCCAAGGUGUUGCUAGAACACGGUGGAAAGAUAACAGAGGUUGAUAUCACAGACAAAUGUCCAUUGUACAUCGCUGCUAAUAAAGGACAUGCUAAUAUGCUUGAACUUUUCCUGAAACACGAAAAAAGAAGAGUGCAAGAGUUAUUGUUCAGCGAGAGGUAUGGUGGAAAGUAUUACCGCAAUAUACUUCAUGUUGCUGUGGACAGUGGGGAUGAACGUACUGUACAAGUUUGUCUGCAAGAUGAAAAUGUGAUUCGUGAAGAUUUGUGCGAAGAAAUCAGACAUGGAGAUGGUUAUUUGAUUCAUGCGGCUUGCAAAAAGGGCAUGGAGAAGAGUUUAUUUCGAUUUAUGGAUGUCAUGAGACAUUUGGACUUACUUCAGUUGAACAGAAAGGAUAAACAAGGAUUCACUCCGAUUCAUAAAGCCGCAAUCAAUAAUCACAGUGACGAAAACUCCCAGUCUGCGUUGGUCCUUGCCGCUGAACGCGGUCAUGUUCGUGUCGUUGAAGAACUGCUUAAAUUGAAAGCUGAUUUUACCAUUCGUGAUGACAGCAAUAGAACGGUUCUUCACUAUGCAAUUGCAUAUCCUGAAACAUUGAGAAUUUUGCUUAAGAAAAAAGAUCUCGUGCCGUUGCUUAUUAACGAGAAAGAAAUAGACGGUUAUACUCCCAUUCAUAAUGCCGCCUUAAAAGGAUUUCUUGAGAGUGUCCGUAUUUUGUUAGAAUAUAACGCUGAUCUGAAUGUCUUCACGAACACUUCUCGUUCGCCAUUACAUUGCGCUGUUAGUUCACAGAACUCUGAUGUGGUUGAAUUAAUCCUAGCCAAUGAACCAGCUUUGAUCAACAAGGUUGAUGCUACCGGGAAAACACCGCUCCAUACAGCAGCAAACUUCAGUAGCCCAGAGGUCGUCAAAUGUCUUCUGAAUAACGGAGCAAUUAUACUGAGGGAUGGAAAUAUGUUUAGUCCACUUCACAUUGCGGCGUUCAAAGGACAUCUUAAUAUUGUUGAAUUGUUGGUGAUGUUCAAACCUUCCAUGAUCGAUUGGGAAAAUAAAUACAAACGAACAGCAUUGCUUACAGCAGCUGUGAAAGGCAAAGCAGAUGUUGUGAAGUAUUUGCUAGAUAGCAUGGCGAAAAUUACAAAGAUUAUGAAAUUACCAAAUGCGUCGAUAAAUGUUAAGGUUGCGAUGAUUAUAUGUCUCAUAUCUGCUGGCGUUCAAACAUUGAAAGAAAUCUGUCAGUUAUUCGUUUACAAAUUCAAUUAUUUUAUGGACAAAGUCAACUAUUUGGAAUGUGUUCUCUACGUAUCAACAUUCAUCUUUGCUGUACCAAGUAACGACAGUAUGUCUGUAAAGACAAGUUUUCAAUGGAUGGCCUGUUCUGUAGCGUUAUUCUGUGCUUGGAUAAAUCUUAUUAUGUAUCUAAGAAGGUUUGCCUCCUACGGUAUAAUUAUUCUCAUGAUGAGAAAAAUUUCCUUCACACUAAUCAAGGUCAUGGGUCUUUUAAUAUUUUUCUUGGUCGCUUUUGCUGCCGCUUUUACAGUAAUAAUGAAUGAUAGACAGGGAUUUGAGAAGUUUAGCGUGUCUAUCUUAACUGGAGCAACGAUGACGAUGGGAGAGUUUGAUUUUAAACAGACAUUUCUCGGUGACCACUCUGAUUACAACACAUUUUAUCUACUACAGUUGGUCCUCCUUGUUGGUUUUCUUGUCAUUAUGCCUAUCAUUAUUAUGAACCUUCUGCUUGCCCUUGCCAUUGAUGAUACCAGUAGCAUUAUGCAACACGCUAAGCUGCAGAAACACAUUCAAACGGCAAAAAUGAUAAUUGACAUAGAACGGAAGAGGUCUUCAUUUCCAUGGCGAAAUAAAAAAACACUCAUACCUUGUUUACAGGAGAGACCCAACAAGACAUACAACUUUACCCGCCCCGUUUGGGAUUUUAUAUUUUACGGUCCUGAUUUUUCUACCAAUGUAGUCGAUGAGAGCCGGGACAUGUCAACGUUGAUUGAAAUGGUGAAAGAACUGCAAAAUAAAAUGUUGGAGAUUCAAAACGAGUUUACAAUGGGUCAAGAUAAACAAAACGCUAUGGCUCUAUUUCGAGGUUACAGUGAGAGAAUAGAAACCUUUAAUCCAGAGGAGACAAGAGCUGAGUCUAAGCUAAAGGCUUGGGGAAGAGUACAAAACGAUCAUGAGAAAUUCAGUGUACCGAGUUCAAGUUACUAUGGCUUCGGUGAUGAUUUGAAGUAUUCUGAAGGAGAUUUUGACGAAGAGAGAGAAGCAAGAGAGAACGAUCCCGAAUUAAAUGAAUUAAAGAGACAGCAUAGUCAAAUGGAUACAUACGAAGAUAAAGAUGGGGUAGUCGCUCAUGAUGAUGUGACAAUUUCUGUGAAUGAAAAUGAGGCUGAAGACAGUAGUCUAUUUAAUAAUAAUGAUAAACUGUCAAUGAUUCUUCGUACUGAUUCCAGUGUUGUCUGAAAUGCUGAAACAGCAAAUCCUUAGGAACUCAUUCCACCGAGUUAACCACAAUAUGCUACUAUGGAAACUGUAGUCAAUAUGGUUAGAGAUUUCCCCAAAGUGGUAGCGCAUGAUUUUAACAAGAUGUGUCAUUUUGACAGGAAGAAAAUAGUUUUAAUGUGUUAUAUUUCUAGAAUACAAACCUUACUAACGCCCAUGGCAUGAUCUUUGGGUUUAGCGCAGCGUAGCAACUGCAGCUUUCAUUUUUUAAAUGCAUAAAAAAUAUUAAAUAAAGGUUCCAAAACCAA